This is a messenger RNA of Venturia canescens, 2948 nucleotides long. RefSeq names its product Kinesin family member 19A (gene Kif19A). The coding region runs from base 459 to 2813 and encodes 784 amino acids. Lineage: Eukaryota; Metazoa; Arthropoda; Insecta; Hymenoptera; Ichneumonidae. The transcript is spliced from 14 exons. The record is from RefSeq and is a predicted model, not a curated record. Gene Ontology annotation, biological process: microtubule-based movement. Gene Ontology annotation, molecular function: microtubule binding; microtubule motor activity; ATP binding.
GCGUGAUGUUCUCGCUACACCUGCUUCCCGCUGUUUCACGCGCACACCCGCCGCAAACUAAUUAACGCGUGCUUCGAAUGCAUGCGAUAAAAGUGGCUUCAGGCACCGAGGCGCCAGUUACGAAAUUGUACGAAAUAAUUAAAAUAAUCACAAACAAAAAACCACACGAAAAAAUGGAUCAACGUCUUCCUGUUUCGAUUAUUCUCGAGGUUAGGAACGACGACAAUGACAAUAUGAGAAACAAAGAUCAAAAGUGAUCUUCGGACCGCACAAAAGCGCCACAGUGUUGUUCGCUCUGAUUCGCUUCCUUCAGUAAAAUCUUUCUCGUAGUUUUGUUUCUGGAAUUUACACUUUGAAGUGCUGUUUUUUGUUUCUCGUUUUCCGUGAAGUGCUUCGAGUCAGUUGAGUUCGCAGAAUUGUCGUUUGUGUUCGAUUUGAUCGAAGCAAAUAACACGAAAAUGACGCAAUACAGCAGUGGCGGAAGUGUCAGCGGAAGUAGCUCCAGCGGUAGUGUGAGUCGUCAAGAAUUUAAAGAUCGGACGGGGGGACGCCCGGUUGAUGAAAAAUUGAUGGUCGCGGUUCGCAUUCGCCCUUUGGGGGAGGGCGACAUCGGGCCGAGGGCCCUUCACGCGAUUAACAACAAAAUGGUUAUGCUCGAAGAUUCGGAAAACGAUAAACAGAAACGAGGUAUCCCGAGGCAGUACCUUUACGAUGUGGUUUUUGGCGAAGACUCGAAUCAGGAAGGAGUCUACGAGAACACGACGAGGCCUCUGGUGCAGGACGUUUUGGACGGGUAUAAUGCUACGGUAUUUGCAUAUGGUGCCACUGGAGCUGGAAAGACUUACACGAUGGUCGGUGCGCCUAACUCUCCGGGUAUUAUGGUCCGAGCCCUCAACGACAUUUUCCUCCAAUCACGGCGUUCGCCCCGCGACGUCCAAUUCGAAGUAACAAUGUCGUACAUGGAAAUAUAUAACGAGAAUAUUCGAGACCUGUUGAAUCCGAGUUCCGGUUAUUUGGAGUUGCGUGACGAUUCACGAGGUCGCAACGUUCAAGUCAGCGGUUUGACCGAAGUUUCCACAAGUUCCACCGAAGAGGUUAUGAAACUCCUCCACAGAGGCAACACCGCUCGAACCGUUGAGCCGACUGCAGCGAAUGAAACCUCGUCGCGAAGCCACGCCCUCCUUAGCGUUAUAGUCAGGCAAACCAUACGUCCUUCUUCGAGCGACCUCAGACAUCGCGCGAAAAUAAAGUAUGGAAAACUUUUCAUGAUCGAUCUGGCAGGCUCGGAGCGUGCUAAACAGACUAAAAAUCAAGGAAAACGUCUUCAAGAAGGUGCUCACAUAAACCGGUCGUUGCUGGCCCUCGGGAAUUGCAUAAAUGCCCUCUCGGGUGGUGCACGUUACGUGAAUUACCGGGAUUCGAAGUUGACGAGGUUGCUGAAAGACGCGUUGAGCGGUAACUGUCGAACGGUGAUGAUAGCCCACGUAUCGCCCGCGGCGAAUCAUCGGGACGAGAGUAAAAAUACCCUCAUUUAUGCCGAUCGUGCGAACAGAAUAACGAACAAAGUUGAGCGUAAUAUCGUCGAUGUGACGUAUCACGUGUCCCAAUAUCGCGACAUAAUAAGCGAUCUCAAGAAUGAGAUAUCGAGGCUACGCAACAAAAUGCGAGAGCCUGACAAAUCCCAGGACAUGAACGAACCAGAAAUCAAGAAAAUCGGGAACACCCCAAAAAACAACAAGAGCUCCGAUCUUCGAUCCUUGAGGGAAAAAAUCGUUUCGGCUUUCAAGGAACAAAUGAGGCUCAGGCGAAAGCUCAUGGAGCUCGACAGCCACCUUUUGGGACUGAGCAUAGCUGCAGAGCAGCAGCACUCGAUAAUUUCUCACUGGGAAUCCCGGAACAACAAAUUGUACAAAGCUUCGAGAGAAUCGUCCAUUACUCGGCGUCCUGGAACCGAUACACAGUUUGAGGAGGCUGAUGAUGAUUUACUCGACGAUCCUGAGGAGGAAGAAGUGGCGGUACAACAAGCAUGGACCGAAUUAGCUGAGAUAAAUAAAGAGCAGGAAAGAUACGCAGAGCUUAGAGCCAUCACUGAACGAGAAUUAGAAGGCUGCAGACAGAGAAGUGCUUCCCUGGAAGACGAGUUACCAGCUCGUAUAAACUCGGACGAGGAACGUGAACUGUUGACUCUGAUGCUUCGAGUUCACGAACUCGAGGCCGACAAAAUGAUGUUGCAGAGCGAAAGAUUGGUCAAGCAACACGAGCUGAGACGUCGAGAGUUGCUUCUGUUACGUUACGAUCGGCAAAGACAAAUUUCCGACGAAAUUAUAACUAGACAAAGAAGAAUAAUGGAAGAUGGACGCAUGGUACUUCCACCUGAUCUUCAAGACUUGUACUCGAUGUAUCAACAAGAAAUUCACGCCGCAGCGUACAACGACAGUAAUUUGGGCGAUCUCAGUGUUUCUUCAAUGAUUUUUGGUAAUCGACUUCCGCCUAUCUCACGAGGAAUGAACUUUGAAGUUGUCAACGACGAUUCCAGAUUACCCAGCAGCUCGACCGAUUCUGAUUGGGAAUCGCCCUUGCCACCGAUUCUCGAACCACCCGAAGUCGAGAGGGUCAUGGGUCCCAUUGUUCAUCCCUUAAUGCCUCCAAAUGUUCUCUUCCCGCCGAUAUCGUCAACGGCCAGAAAAAACCAAGAUAAGCUGCGACGAAUAGCGAGUGACAAUAGCAUGGACGCGACAUUGAGGCAUCCUCGAAAUUCGUCCUUAAACCGAUUCACUAACAUCCGAGGUCCUAAUCGAAGGAUUCCUAGCUGAGCUUCAAAAGGUUCUCUCGAACCAGGGGGAUCCGAAAAAAUAAUUCGCACAAACGAUAAUCGAGGAUGGAGCUUUUUAUGAAGGCUAACUUUCGUCAGAGGCCGGGAAAUGAGUGGGAUGCGCCAGCGUCGUUCU